Anisakis simplex (herring worm) is the source of this 171-nucleotide messenger RNA. NCBI's taxonomy places the organism in Eukaryota, Metazoa, Nematoda, Chromadorea, Rhabditida, Anisakidae. The record is from the annotation of a GenBank genome assembly.
UUGAAGGCAAUGCAAUAUUCUGAUGGUAAACCAAUCUUAUGUUUACCGGGUAAAGACCAAUGUCCAACCAGGUCAUCGUGCUUCUUCAACGGAAUGGACUUCUUCUGCUGUCCAAACGCUGAUGAUCCAUACGAUAAACAUAUUUUUGGAGGUGUGAAUACUUUCAUUUGA